CAUUCAUGGGUGAAGAAAACCACACCCAUGUGACUGACUUUGUCUUUCUGGGCCUUGCACAGGAUCCACAGACACAGCAGCUGCUCUUUGUCCUCUUUCUGAUCAUCUACCUGCUCACCGUGCUGGGAAACCUGCUCAUCAUUGUGCUCAUUCACAUCGACUCCAGGCUACACACACCCAUGUACUUUUUCCUGAGAAACUUGUCCUUUGCUGAUCUCUGUUUUUCCACAACCACAGUGCCCCAGGUGCUAGUACACUUCCUGGUAAAGAGGAAAACUAUUUCCUUUGCUGGAUGCUCAAUGCAGAUGGUAGUUUUACUUCUGGUUGGGUGUACAGAGUGUGCACUGCUGGCGGUGAUGUCCUAUGACCGGUACGUGGCUGUGUGCAAGCCCCUGCACUACUCCACCAUCAUGACACGUUGGGUGUGUGUCCAGUUGGCCCUAGGGUCCUGGGGCACUGGGGCAAUUGGGUCUCUGGUGGACACCACAUUUACAUUGUGUCUGCCCUAUCGAGGAAGUAAUAACAUUAACCAUUAUUUUUGUGAGCCUCCUGCCCUCCUGAAGCUGGCUUCAGCUGACACCUACAGUGCUGAGAUGGCCAUAUUUGGAAUGGGCGUGGUGAUCCUCCUGGUUCCUUUUAUCCUCAUCCUGGUCUCCUAUGGGAACAUCAUCUCCACUGUGAUCCGGAUGCAGGCAGGGGAGGGGAGGCUCAAGGUCUUCUCUACCUGUGGCUCCCACCUCACUGUGGUUGUUCUUUUCUAUGGCUCAGCAAUAUUUGCUUCCAUGAGGCUGAACUCCAAGUCCAUGAAUGAAAAGGAUAAGAUGAUCUCUGUGUUCUACUCAGCAGUGACACCCAUGCUGAACCCCAUCAUUUACAGUCUGAGGAACAAGGAUGUCACAGGGGCUCUCAGGAGAAUAACUACAAAAUUCUCUUAUUAG
Messenger RNA from Choloepus didactylus (southern two-toed sloth), 938 nucleotides. Its product is annotated as olfactory receptor 2D3-like. Gene Ontology annotation, cellular component: membrane. The record is from RefSeq and is a predicted model, not a curated record. Gene Ontology annotation, molecular function: G protein-coupled receptor activity; olfactory receptor activity. Bases 6 to 938 code for a protein of 310 amino acids. NCBI's taxonomy places the organism in Eukaryota, Metazoa, Chordata, Mammalia, Pilosa, Megalonychidae. Gene Ontology annotation, biological process: G protein-coupled receptor signaling pathway. The transcript has a single exon.